Molecule: messenger RNA, 2473 nt
Organism: Notolabrus celidotus (New Zealand spotty)
Lineage: Eukaryota; Metazoa; Chordata; Actinopteri; Labriformes; Labridae
Product: claudin-4
Exons: 1
Coding region: 929-1612 (227 amino acids)
Biological process (GO): cell adhesion; bicellular tight junction assembly
Cellular component (GO): plasma membrane; bicellular tight junction
Molecular function (GO): structural molecule activity
Source: RefSeq, a predicted model, not a curated record
UCUGAAAGUGAAUCCUGUCUGCUAUUUUCCUCUGUGAAUCUGUGAUUCUUUUUAUUACAAACACAGAUUUAUACGCUUUUAUUCUGCAAAGUUUCAUGAGAAUUUUUUGGAGAUAUCAGCUCAAGAAACAACUGGAUUACCAGCUGAUGCUUCUCUCUACAGGAUGUUUGAUUCACUGAUUCCUUGUGGACUAAUCAUUAGAUUUCUGUCGACCAAGCGGUAACAAGUGAGGAUUUUUAUUCAGUGUAAUCAAGCAUCUGAGCCCUGCUGCGACAGGAUACACUCAGCAGCAUCAGUUGCAUUGAAAUCCAAGUAUCAGGUUCUAUCAGUCUGAUCCGCUUAGGUAAGACUACACCGGGCCGAGGCUGUGACACUGCAGCUCAAAAACUGGACUCCUGAGUUUGACCCGGAGCAAGAGACAGGAAAACUCAUCCAGCAAAAAACAUAAAAAGCCUGGCUCAGAUCCAUUUCAUCAACAAAGGCCUGGACGGUGAAGCCUGAUCGAUCGGGCUCCUGCAGGCUGCCACAGGUGGCUGCACAGCUAUCGGCUACUCAAUAAUGCAUUGAGUCCAGCUCAGGAAUGAAAGGGAGGAGAAAGUGUGCGAGAGGGUAAUCCUUUGGUGAUUGUGUAGAGAAAACGAGCGGGAUAACGUGGUGAAUCGAAGAGGACACGUGGAAGUAAUAUGAGAGAGCAGAUGUUGAAGAGGAAAAAGAAAAGAGAAGAAAAUGGAUGCUGAGACAGAAAGUUUGGGGUGAAGAAAGUAGGAAGUUUGAGCAGAAGGAAAAUAAAUAAAGUGGAAGAUUGAUUUUUUCUUUUAGACUGUUUGUGAGGAGUGAGCAAGCUUCUUGGUUUCCAAAGAAGUGAAUCAAAGGAGAGGACUUUAAGGAUAUAAAGGAGAAGAAGAAGAAGCACAACAUCAAGGCCAUCAUGGUGAACACAGGUAUGCAGCUGAUCAGCUUCACCUGCGCAGUGACCGGCUGGAUCAUGGCGAUCGCUGUCACCGCUCUCCCUCAGUGGAAGGUCUCGGCAUUCAUCGGCAGCAACAUCCUCACCUCAGAGAUAAAGUGGGAGGGCAUCUGGAUGAACUGUAUCUACCAAACCACAGGUCACAUGCAAUGCAAGACAUAUGACUCCAUGCUGGCCCUGCCUCCGGACAUCCAGGCUGCCCGCGCCCUCAUGUGCCUGGCCAUCUUCAUGGGCUGGCUCUCCUGCACCGUGUCCUGCUGCGGCAUGAAGUGCACAACCUGUGCCGGGGACGACCGCCGAGCCAAGGCUGGGAUCGCGCUCGCUGGUGGCGUUCUCUUCAUCCUGACUGGCCUGUGCGUCCUCAUUCCUGUUUCCUGGACCGCCAACACGGUCGUCCAGGAUUUCUACAACCCCAACGUGCCCAUCAUGCACAAACGAGAGCUGGGAAAGGCCAUUUAUCUAGGCUGGGCGUCUGCAGUUAUCCUCAUGAUCAGCGGGGCCGUGUUGAGCAGCACCUGUCCACUCAUGGAGAGAGGGGGCAGGUAUCGCAGGGGCUACAUUGGCCGGAGCUUUGCUAAUUCACCUGCGCCAGAUCCCCCAAAACCCAUCACAUCCAACAGUCUGCCUUUAAAGGAGUACGUAUAGGAAGAGGAGGCGGGAGGGUCCUUUUAAACUUUGUAACUCUGGUUCUUUUCAAAAAUACCCUGUCACAAGUCUGUUACUUUAACGCUAUGAAAGACAUAUAUACAUUAUUUAUGAAAAUAUUCAACCUAUGUUUUGCUUAUUUUGUAUCUCUUUUUAAUGUCAAACAUGUCUGCAGUAAUAAAAACAUUCAAGUUUGUUUGAAAUGUGACUUUUACUCACAGACUGUGUAAAAGAAGUGGACCUAGCCUCUUGGUUUGAAAAGUGAAGCGAAUGUUGAAGUACCUUAAAGCUGGAUUCUUCCUAAUGGCCAGCAGGGGGGUGACUAAGAAUGACACAAAGCGCUGUCUAUCCACAAUUUCUGGCACUUCUGGCCCCAACAAACCAAUAUGGUGAUAACAAAAAUGCUCAUUCCAGGGUUUUAAGGGAUCAGUGUGUCUCAUGAAGGUGUUUACGUCCACUUCUUCUAUACAGUCUCUGCUUUGACCGCACUGAGAUUCAAAGAAGAGCCUGAAGAAAGCCUGUGUUGAAUCACAAGACGUACAUGAUGACAGUGAUGAUGGCUUCUAUGAUGGCUUGUGUUGUGAUGAUUGCAGUGAUUUACAUGAGCAGUUUAUAUUCUGAUGUCAAUGUUACCUUCUGAUCUGUCACAUAAAGCCUUCACUGAGUGUUCCUACAUUCAAAGUGUGAAAUAAAACAGGUUUGUAAAAGCUUGCUUCACUAACUGUUUUGAAGUUGUCUUUAUCAUUUUGUGUACUAACUAGCUAAAACAAAUAUGUUAUAUUUGUGCAAUGUAGUCGAGCAAUAGUGACUUCACUGUGUCAUAUAUCAAGUCCAAAGUGAUGACAGUGUCAUCUAAAAAAC